Molecule: messenger RNA, 3080 nt
Organism: Labeo rohita (rohu)
Lineage: Eukaryota; Metazoa; Chordata; Actinopteri; Cypriniformes; Cyprinidae
Product: protein NLRC3
Exons: 9
Coding region: 421-3009 (862 amino acids)
Source: RefSeq, a predicted model, not a curated record
CACUUCGAAGUGCGUGCACUCUACUUUGGGACAGACCUGUACUCAACGAGAUUUGGUUGUAGAGUAUGUACUCUUUUAGCGCUGGUUAAGUAAUACUUAGAAAUUAAGUACCUACUCAUUGAGUAUAGCAUUUCGAAUGCCGCAUGUCUUUUUAGGGGCUCUGUAGGCAACCUUGCUGACAAAAUGAAAGUGAAAGCAGGUUAUUUUACGUGCAACGCUUACAUCUGUUCAUAAGAUUUUUUUGUUUUGUUUUUUAAAACCCGUCGUUUUUAUUUGCCUAUGUGGGAAUUAACAAGUAUGGGAAAACAUGGACAUUUUGAUAAAUCGUCUAAUAGCCUAACAUUUUGACCAGAGCAAGUCUUGUGGAGCACAAAGGCACUUCCUUAUUAAUUGGUGGAGAUCAAACUGUUCAGAUCCAUCAUGGAUGAAACACAAACAUCUGGAGAUGAAGUUUUUUUUCCAAGAUGCAGUUCAGUUCAUCAGAAGACAUCAGAAGCUGAGCCCAGCUGUGUGUCUAUGAAGAGUGAUGGGUCUAUAGCUCAGCCAGUAAAGUCCAGCAGUGGAGAUUCACAGUCUGGUCUCAGUCCAGUUCAUCAGAAGAGAUCAGAAGCAGAGCCCAGCUGUGUGUCUAUGAAGAGUGACUGCUCUAUGAACCAUCCAGUAACGUUUAACAGUGGAGAUUCACAGUCUGGUCUCAGUUCAGUUCAUCAGAAAACAUCAGAAGCAGAGCCCAGCUGUGUGUCUAUGAAGAGUGACGGGUCAAUGAACCAUCCAGAAAGGUUUAACAGUGGAGAUUCACAGUCUGGUCUCAGUCCAGUUCAUCAGAAGAGAUCAGAAGCAGAGCCCAGCUGUGUGUCUAUGAAGAGUGACUGCUCUAUGAACCAUCCAGUAACGUUUAACAGUGGAGAUUCACAGUCUGGUCUCAGUCCAGUUCAUCAGAAGAAAUCAGAAGCAGAGCCCAACUGUGUAUUUAUGAAGAGUGAUGGGUCUAUAGCUCAGUCAGUAAAGUAUAACAGUCGAAAUACACAGGCUGGUCUCAGAUAUGAAGUCCUUAACACAUUUAGAUCAAAUAUGAUGAAGAAGUUUGAGUGCCUGUAUGAGGGAACAGCAACGCAGGGAAACCCAACACUGCUGAAUGAGAUCUACACAGAGCUCUACAUCACAGAGAGUAAGAGUGGAGAGAUCAAUAAUGAGCAUGAGGUGAGACAGAUUGAGACACAAUCCAGGAGAGCAGCAACAGAGGACACACUGAUCAAAUGCAAUGACAUCUUUAGACCUUUACAUUGCGAAGACAAACCCAUCAGAACUGUGCUGACAAAGGGAGUCGCUGGCAUUGGAAAAACAGUCUCUGUGCAGAAGUUCAUCCUGGACUGGGCUGAAGGGAAAGAGAAUCAGGACAUUGAGCUCAUAUUUUCACUUCCUUUCAGAGAGAUAAACUUCAUGAAGGACAAAACACUCAGUCUUUCCGAUCUUCUUAAUUCUUUUUUCCCCGCAACAAAAAAAAUGAAAAUACCCUGUGAUGAACAUAAAGUGCUGUUCAUCUUUGAUGGUCUGGAUGAAUGUCGACUGUCUCUGGACUUUAAGAGCAAUGUGAAACUGGGUAAUAUAUCUGAAUCAGCCUCAGUGGACAUGCUGCUGAUGAACCUCAUUGUGGGGAAUCUGCUUCCCUCUGCUCUCAUCUGGAUCACCUCCAGACCAGCAGCAGCUGAUCUGUUUCCUUCUGAGUUUGUCCAACGAGUGACAGAGGUACGAGGCUUCAAUGAGCCACAGAAGGAGGAAUACUUCAGGAAGAGAAUCAGUGAUCAGAGUCUGGCCAACAGGAUCAUCUCACACCUGAAGUCAUCAAGGAGCCUCUUCAUCAUGUGCCACAUCCCAGUGUUCUGCUGGAUCUCAGCCACUGUUCUAGAGAAGAUGUUGAGUCAAGCAGAGAGUGGAGAGAUUCCCAAGACUCUCACUCAAAUGUACACACACUUCCUGAUCCUUCAGACCAACAUCAAACAUGUGAAGGAUUAUGAGAAGAAUGUGACAGAUGACGACAUGAUCCUUAAACUGGGGAAACUGGCUUUCCAGCAGCUUGUGAAAGGCAACCUGAUCUUCUAUGAUGAAGACCUGAGAGAGUGUGGCAUUGAUGUGACAGAAGCAUCAGUGUACUCAGGAUUGUGCACUCAGAUCUUCAAAGAGGAGUUGGGCUUGUAUCAGGGGAAAGUCUUCUGCUUUGCUCAUCUGAGCCUACAGGAACAUCUAGCAGCUCUAUAUGCACACCUCUCCUUUACAAUCAACAAUAUCAAUGUGUUUGACCAAACAAAACAUAGUCUGUUGUCUAAGAUUGUAAACCAGAGGAAAUAUAAUUUAUUAUCUAAGCUGCAUCAGAGAGCUGUGAAUGAGGCUUUACAAAGUGAGAAUGGUCAUCUGGAUCUUUUCCUCCGUUUCCUUCUGGGUCUCUCAGUGGAGUCCAAUCAGAAAAUCAUACAAAAACUACUAACACAGAUGAUAAGUUGCUCCUACAAUAAAGAGGAAACCAUUAAGUACAUCAAAGAGAAAAUCAGGAAUAAUCACUCUCCUAAGAAAUCCAUCAAUCUGUUUCACUGUCUGAAUGAACUGGGUGAUGAUUCACUGAUGCAGGUGAUCCAGCGUUAUCUCAAAUCUGGAAAAAUAAGAAAAGCCAAACUCUCCUCUUCACAGUGGUCAGCUCUGGUGUACAUGUUGCUGACAUCAGAACAGAAGAUGGAUGUUUUUGAUCUAAAACACUUUAUUGGGGAACAACAUACAACUGAUGAAGUUCUUCAGUAUUUGUUACCGGUGAUUAAAGAAUCUAGAUCAGUUUGGUCAUGUGGAUGUAAUCUCACCGAAAAGUCUUGUGGGAGUUUAACAUCAGUUUUACAAUCCUCAAACUCUGUCCUGAGAGAGCUGGACCUGAGUAACAAUGACCUGCAGGAUUCUGGAGUGAAGAUUCUGAUGGACUAUGAUGGACUGAAAAGUCCAAACUGUCAGCUGGAGAUUCUGAGGUAAAUUGAUUCAAUAAAAGAAAUAAGCAAAAUGUGUUUAUCAAAUUGUAAAGCUUGCAAUGUAAUCAUGUAUAA